Messenger RNA from Saccharomyces eubayanus, 600 nucleotides. It is a transcript of the gene TMA22, whose product is annotated as Tma22p. The record is from RefSeq and is a predicted model, not a curated record. NCBI's taxonomy places the organism in Eukaryota, Fungi, Ascomycota, Saccharomycetes, Saccharomycetales, Saccharomycetaceae. The transcript has a single exon. The coding region runs from base 1 to 600 and encodes 199 amino acids. Gene Ontology annotation, biological process: translation reinitiation; formation of translation preinitiation complex. Gene Ontology annotation, molecular function: mRNA binding; translation initiation factor activity.
AUGUUGAAAGAAGUUGUUUACUGCGGAGUUUGCUCAUACCCACCUGAUUACUGCGAAUUUUCAGGUAAAUUGAAACGUUGUAAAGUUUGGUUAUCCGAAAACCAUCCUGACCUUUACGCACAACUAUACGGGACCGAAGAGAAUGCACAAGAGGAAGUAGAAGCCGUGACCACCAAACUGGCUGAAUCCAGUAUCGGUGAAGCCAGAGAGGAAAAGCUGGAAAAGGACUUAUUGAGAAUCCAAAAGAAGCAGGAAAACAAAGAACAAAGAGAGCUAGCCAAGAAACUGUCAUCCAAAGUGAUCAUCAAGAGAGAGGCCAGAACCAAGAAGAAGUUCAUCGUGGCCAUUUCUGGGCUGGAGGUCUUUGACAUCGACAUGAAGAAACUGGCCAAGACAUUUGCGUCCAGGUUCGCCACUGGCUGUUCCGUGUCCAAGAACGUGGAAAAGAAGGAAGAGGUCGUCAUUCAAGGUGACGUGAUGGAUGAGGUGGAAACUUAUAUACACUCGCUACUGGAAGAGAAGGGGAUGAAAGACGUCAAAGUGGAGACCAUCGACGCGAAGAAGAAGAAGAAACCCGCUGCAGAAGGCGUCGCCAAGUAA